AUGUGGUGUCGGAGGCUAGCGCUUCCUAGGAAGGGUGUCGCGCGGCGUCCGCCUUCCUCACUCGCGUCUGCGUCCGCGUCGUUGUCUUCUUCGCGUUCUUCUCUCCCGUUGCCGCUCUCUCUCUCUCGCUCUGCCUGUCUCCAGGCUCUCGCGCAGAUCCCAGGAGGCGCGGAGACUCGCCUUUGGCUCGCCUCGCGCGCCUUCUCCUCUGCCGCCCGAGAGGCAAAGAAGGCCUCCGCGGCAGCGCCCGACGGUGCCGAUGAAGCUGCAGCUGCGCUGUUCGAUUCCGCCUUCUCAGAGUCCGCUUCGCCCAGCUCUUCAGCCGGCGGAUGGACUCUAGAUACAGGCGAGAUCGUGCCUGAGGCCUUCGCCUCCGCGAAGCGCGUGCGCGACUUCCCGCUGCUCUCUCUGUCUCUGCUACUCACACGGCUCCACGAGAAGCAGCAGGACAUGAUUCUCGCCUGGCAGGCUGAGGGCGGAGAGAGCCGCAGUCUGGCAGCAAAUAAGGGGCGCGACGGUCCGUUCGGCGGCGCGGCGUCGCUCUUUGAGCAAGAGAUCGCGCGCCAGGAGGAGAUUCAGCGAAAAAUGAAAGUUCUGCAAACCUUCUCCUCUCUGGCCGACAAAGACGGCGCGCGCAUCGCCGACAACAGCCGCAUCCCGUCCCUGCCUCACGGCGACGCAGUCAACCUGCUCCUGUGGCUCGCCGCGGAGGCUGAGACAUUGGCCAGCUCCGGUGUAAGUACACCGCCGCAGGGGACAGAAGCGGCAGGUGUAUGUACACCUCAGGAGCCGAGCGCCGCGGAGACUACGGAGGCGGAGGCGACCGAAGAGGAUAGCCUCGCGGAAGGAGAGACGCAGAGCGAUGGCAGAGAGGACACGCAAGGCGCGGACACAACUAGCGAUGCGGGCGAUAGACUUCUGAAACAGAACGCGAAUCUCGAAAAGUGGAGGCUGUGCGUCGCGCGCCUGAAGGAACUGGCUCUCGACGCCGAGGACUCCUUCUUGGCGUUCUACGCCAUGUGCGCGACGAACCGCGUCGACGGCGAGCUGCUGCCUGCGCUGUUGGAGAGACUCGAGGCCGCGUACUUCUCCACGCAGGCGCUCUCAAAGCCCCUCUUCCACCCUUUGUUUGAGAUCUGGGACCCCGCUUGCGACAGCUUCGCGGCCGCAGUGAAUACGCUGCCGCUCAGCGCGAAGGCCCUUAUUGUCCAGGCGGACCGACGCUCGGCGUCCGCCCGGCGAAAGGCAGAGGGCUGGCUCGCGCCGCCGGAGGCCGCUCCGCUGGUCCUCCCCAACUGGCAAACAAUGCAGCCUGUCGACAUGGAGGCGUGGGAGAAGAAGCAACGCCGCGUUGUGAGGACGCGGUACGUGAAGGCGAAGGUCCUCCGUCAGGCCGACGGGCGCAAGUUGGCUGCAGCGCUCGCUCUCCACGGACGCCAGGCCGUUCACGCGGACGCAGAGAUCGCUUCACUGGUCGCGGUCGCCACGAUGUGCCUGCCCGGCUCGCAGAGAUCGCUGCGAGGCGAGCUCCUUCCUGAGACGCUAGACAUUUUGGCGACAGAGCUCCUCCGCCGGUCGCCAGACGCUCUCGCCCCGCACGUGCUCGCGCUGUCUGUGGCGCUGUCGCGCGCAGCGCCCUUCAGCCUCGCGGGCCGCGCGGCUCUCCACCUGGAGGCCGCCGCGCGUCUCUGGAUAUGGAAAAAUGGAUUUGUGCAGACCGAGCGCCUGCGUGUCGACGAAGGCGAGACCGACAGACAACAGCCCGACGCGCUCGACGCCGCGGCGAACGAGUCGAGAGACGCUGAGGAGAGGCGCCAAGAUGCCGUCAACGAGCAAUGCAGGAAUCUGCCUCUGAGUCUGCGCGGCCUCGAAGUGCUGGAAACGAUUGCCUCUUCGCCCUCCGUCUUCACCGCCGAGGAGACUGCGCAGCGAGAUAUCCAUCAGGCUCGCGUGCUUGCGCUCCUUCUGUCGAAUUUUCUCCAAAUGGAGGCUUAUCAGCCCGCGCUCGAGUUCGUGCAGCUGCUCUCCAGCGCGCUGCACAAGACCCUCGCGCGCGCGCCCCUGCCCGUCGCGUCGGCUUCUGCAGAGACUCCGCUCGCCAGCUCGAGCUCCGCUUCCUCCACGCGGCAAGGCGUCCUCUCUCUGAAGGAGGUCGCGGCCGUUCUUGAUGACUUCGCUUCGGCCGGCUUCGAAGUCCCGCGGCCGUUGCUCUCGCGCCUCUUGCAGCAUUUUCUGGUUGGCGUCGACUGUUUUCUUGCGUCGCGCCCGGAGCUGAACGACAGCGCCACCCUCGCGCGGGCGUUUUUCUCUUCGGCGACGCGCGGCUCGCCGCAGGACUGCGCUCGCCUUCUGCAUGCGCUCGCCUCCUCCGCGCCGGGAGGGGGAGGAGGAGGGGGUGGGCAGGCCGGCGCGGAGACUGCGACAGAAGAGACGAACCGCGAAGAACUCGAAAACUUGAGGCGCGAGGCGAUCACGCAGGCCUGGACGCUCAUCGCGCCGAUUCUCGAGGACGUGCAGCCGCACUGCAGGCUGCUGGUCUUCAACAGUCUCAAGGCCGCAGGAGCCCCCCGCGGCGUGCUGUCGACGGCCUUCUUCCAGCGCAGCUUGGAACGGUUCGCCGGCGACUACCCGGACCUGGCGCCCGGCGUCCUCGGGACGCACUUCGCCCUCCGCGCGCCCGCAGAAUAA
Besnoitia besnoiti is the source of this 2688-nucleotide messenger RNA. RefSeq lists its product as uncharacterized. The record is from RefSeq and is a predicted model, not a curated record. The transcript has 12 exons. NCBI's taxonomy places the organism in Eukaryota, Apicomplexa, Conoidasida, Eucoccidiorida, Sarcocystidae. The coding region runs from base 1 to 2688 and encodes 895 amino acids.